AUGACGUUCAAUCGGAUAGCUAUCUACGGCCAUCGUGGCUGGGCCAGUUCUGUCAUCUUUGACAAACUUGUAGCCUCCGGUGCACCAAUCACAGUUCUGUAUCGCCAUGGCUCGGACGUCUCGAGUGUUCCAGCCAGCGUUACAAAGAUAGAGAUUGAUAUUCAGGACCAGAAGGCACUGGUCGAUGCCCUGCAGAACGUGGAUAUCCUCAUAUCUCUUGUAGGCCAUGAAGGCGUCACGAGACAGCAUGCAUUUGUCGAAGCAAUCCCCAAAACCAACGUCCAGCUUUUCGUGCCUUCUGAUCUUGCUGCUCGAUACGAUGAGCUCGGCCUUCGAAUUAGCGUAAAUGCCGCCAAAGACGCGGUAGAAUCGGCUGCGAGGAAGACGGGAAUACCAAUGACUAUAGUCCUUACUGGGAACAUUGCGGAAUUCGCACUCAACACUCUUGCUAUGGGAGUGGACUACGCUGGUAACCGACUCAUACUAUCAGGAAAUAGUGCAGAGAACAGGUUGAAUUUAUGCACUUUGUCCUAUGUCGGAACAGCGUACGCGUCAAUCUUUGCAAGCACACCUAUUGCAAAUCUGCGAGACAGGGUAAUCGGGCUUUCUGAGCUGAGCCCAACAGGUAAUGAGAUAUCUUUAGCCCUAGGCAAGAAACACCAACAAGCACCAAAGGUCUUCAGACACAGCUUGGAGAGUAUUGAGAACGAAGUUGAGAGCUGCCUUCGCGAGGCCAGUCCUUUCGCAUUAGCUUGGUACUGCCGUAGAAUCUGGGCCACCGGGCAGCAGGCGGAAAUGAUUGGAAAAGAUAUCUGGGAACCAAAAGACUACACAAAGGCCACUUUACAGGAUUUAAUCGUCGAGGGAAAGCUAAAGCCGUACCGCGACAUUCCCGCAGAGAUUACAGAAGUAUUCAGUAAGACAUUUAAAGAUAUGUAG
This is a messenger RNA of Truncatella angustata, 939 nucleotides long. RefSeq lists its product as uncharacterized. Lineage: Eukaryota; Fungi; Ascomycota; Sordariomycetes; Amphisphaeriales; Sporocadaceae. The transcript has 4 exons. The coding region runs from base 1 to 939 and encodes 312 amino acids. The record is from RefSeq and is a predicted model, not a curated record.